AUGGCGGAUUUCCUGCCGUCGCGGUCCUCGCUGUCGGGUUGCUUCCCCGGCUGCAUGCUCAACAGCACCGAGGCCGAGCAGCAACGGCGGUCUAAAGAGAUCGAUAAGUGCCUGUACCGCGAGAAGACCUACGUCAAGCGGCUCGUCAAGAUCCUUUUGCUGGGCGCGGGCGAAAGCGGCAAGAGUACGUUCCUCAAGCAGAUGCGCAUCAUUCACGGGCAGGACUGGGACCGGUCAGCCCGGGAGGAAUUCCGCGCCACCAUCUACAGCAACGUCAUCAAGGGUGUUAGAGUCCUUGUGGAUGCUCGUGAGAAACUUCAUAUUCCAUGGGGAAAUCCUGCUAAUCAAGCAAAUGGCAGCAAGAUGAUGGCCUUUGAUACCCGUUCAGAAGUGGUGCAAGGGAUGGUGCAAACCUAUACUUUCUUACAAUACCUUCCAACAGUGAGAGCUUUGUGGAAAGACAGUGGUAUCCAGCAUGCUUAUGACAGACGCAGAGAAUUUCAGUUGGGAGAAUCAAUAAAAUAUUUUCUGGACAAUUUGGAUAAACUUGGAGAUCCAGAUUAUCUUCCCUCCCAGCAAGAUAUUCUGCUAGCACGAAGACCUACAAAAGGAAUACAUGAGUACGAUUUUGAAAUUAAAAAUGUUCCCUUCAAGAUGGUUGAUGUAGGUGGCCAGAGGUCAGAAAGAAAACGUUGGUUUGAGUGCUUUGAUAGUGUCACUUCAAUACUAUUCCUAGUUUCAUCAAGUGAGUUUGAUCAGGUACUUAUGGAAGACCGGCUAACAAAUCGCCUUACGGAAUCUUUGAACAUUUUUGAAACUAUAGUUAACAAUCGGGUUUUCAGCAAUGUGUCCAUCAUUCUCUUUCUAAACAAGACAGACUUGCUUGAGGAAAAAGUGCAAAAAGUGAGCAUCAAAGACUAUUUCCCAGAGUUUGAAGGGGACCCUCACAACUUAACAGAUGUCCAAAAAUUCCUGGUGGAUUGUUUUCGUACCAAACGCCGGGACCAGCAACAGAAGCCCUUAUACCACCAUUUCACCACUGCUAUUAAUACAGAAAAUAUUCGUCUGGUAUUCCGUGAUGUCAAAGAUACCAUCCUUCAUGACAACCUCAAACAGCUCAUGCUACAGUGAUGUUGAAAAGACUCAUUUGUGUUACUAGUUUACAGCAGGAGUUUUAAAAGUAAACCUAGUCUUGUCAAGACCUCAUGAUGUGUGGGUAAAAACUGCUGCUGUUCUGAUUGCCAAUUUCUCUUAAAAUCAAAAUCUCUUCCUGUUCAUUAUUUUUGAAUCAGUUUUAACUUUUAAUAGACUUUUUUUUAAAGCUAACUCAAGGUUUUAAAUUAUUCUGCCUUUUUCAGCUAUAAAGCCUAAACUAUUAACUUGUAGAUAUGUGCUUGAAAGAAAUUAUUUGGAAACAUGCAAAGUUCUUUCAACUGGUUGGAUUUUAAGAGAACUAUUGAAGAGUUUUCCUGACUUAGACAACCACCACCAAUUGUUUCAUAUGGUAAAUGGCUUUGCUUUGUCAAAUAAUUAACCUAUAUUUCAAGUUUACAAUGCACUUCUUCCAUAUUAAUAAAAAGUGCUUUUAGAUGGUACCAGGAAAAAAAACGAAAAUUGCCACUGAAUAUUUCAGUCAAAAUGAAUCAUACAUAGGAAUUCUUGGUCUUGAUUGGUUUUUGCUAGAUCAUACAAUUUGACAAAACCCCAUUAUUUUACAAUUUGGGCCUCAGUAAACUUAAACUAAAAAGAGAAUUCUUUUCAGUUGCCAUGAAUAAACCAUUGUCUGAGAACACUCUUUUUUUCUUUUACUAAGAUAUUGUGAAUUGGAUAAUGGUGGAAGCCAAGCACAAAUUUGUUUUUCCCAAACAGUAAUUCAGUUUAUAGAUGUCAAAUGUAGCUUAUUAAAGAAGGCUAACACACUCAAGUAUAUACAACUGUAGUUGACAGAAGUAGCCAUUAUAUUAGCCAAAAAACCCUAAAAUUGAAUUAAAGUGUAAAGCAGCUGAGUGAUAUUAGACAAAUGAUACAUUAAAAAUGGUAAAAUUAAAAAAAUAUUCCAUCUUCUGACUCAGUUACACAUUUUGAAGACUUAAUUUUGCAAUGAAAUAAUAAAAAUAAUAGCUUUGUUGAUGCUUUAGUACUGGUCAAAAGCCAGUGUCACCUGUAAUUCUGAAUAUCUUUAAUUAUAUUUUUAUCCUAGGUUCCAUCAUAUUGAGCUUUAAAGAGGAUAUUUACAAAAGGGAUUGACACUUGGGUUCUAAUGUUUAAUGCAAUAAAUAUAUUUGCUUUGCUUAAGAACAAAAACAAUUAGCAAAUUUCCCUUCUUUGUUUCAUUUGUUGCACAGGCCAAAUUUAGUCAUUGUUCUAAAAGAAACCCAAUUAUCCUGUAGUUUUUCUAAAAGGAAAUCAAUGUUUUUAUAUUUUUGAGAAAAAUACAUUUUUGCCAUUCAUCAGACUAGGAAAAUUAAGUUUGUGUGCUAAUUGAAUGCUUUAACAGCAAUUGGCCUAGUCCAGUGCCAAUAAAUGGUUAAUUGAUGCAGUAUCUUAUAAUCUAAAGUGCCUCUUGGUUUUUGUUUUUUUUUUAAACUAAUAGUGGCCUUACAGUGAAUACCAGUUUAGCUGGUUGGAGAAAAGACAACAGAGUGCAAAUAAAUGAUAAUUGCAUUUUUGCUAGAGCACAAAGCCAACAUACAGAACCUUCAGGAUUCUAGGGUGAAACAAAAUAGGAUAAGGGAAUGCCAUUUUUUUCUAUACUGGUAUUUUAGAAUAUUACCAACACUGUUAAAAAGAGGGAAGUGAAUGGUAAAUAAAACUAUAUAUACAAAAAUGAAACACCAAUUUUAACAACUCUGCUGACAAGUAUUGUUUAGAAUAUCCAUUUUCCUCCAGAAAAAUGACUUAGAGGAUAGUGAGGAAAUUUGUUAAGUUAAUGUUUUAUUCUGGAAAUGUGCAACUGUGGAAAAUUAAAGCAACUUAAGUGAUCAUUAUAAAUCUCAAUAUAUUUCAUGCAUAUGGGCUUACAUGUAUUUUAAGUAGCUCUAAGAGACUACAACUUCAAUGAUAGGAGAUGGUGGUUUUUCCCUUCUUACACAGAUCUGCUUCUCUCAGUCAUAUGUACAGAAUUUGAGAGUGGCAGAAUUGGUAGGAAAAGUAACCCAGAGUUAUUUAAGUAGUUCUUUUCCCAUGCAUUUCUCCCCUUAAUUUGUCAUGGACUUUUUUGAUUUUUACAAAAGAAUUCUGGGGAGGAUAAACUGUGUUGUGCCAAUUUUGGAUAAGUGAAAUGCUGUACCAAAAUCUUUGGUGAGAGAGAUUGAGUCACUGUUGCAGUAGUUAAAUCACUAGCUCACAAACCUGAGGAUCCUCUAGUUCAGGGAUGUCAAACUGGCAGCCCGUGGGCUGGAUGUGUCACAUGCAGGCCACGCCCACCCAACCUCCGCAAAGGGAAAAAAAACUAUGAUAUAUCACGUGAUGGCAACAUGAUACUGUGAGUUUGACACCCGUGCUCUAGUUCAUUGCUGUUUUUUUCCCCUCUUGUUCAUGGACUCUAAACUGUUGGGUACAGACUUUAAUGUCCCCUUUGGGAUAUCUGGUAUUUUUUUAAUAUAAUUUUUAAUGUGUUCUAUAGUCUGAAAUAAAACAGGAGUUAAAAAAAAUCUUGCUUAUAAGAGUGGCUUACUUUUCUCAAGUACAAUUCUUUGUUGCCAGAGGCCUUCAUAGAAACAUUUUUACAAACAUUUUUAAACAUUCUUUUUAUUUGGUGUGAUAGGUUUUCAAAUUUAUGAGGACUUUUUAAAAAUCUAAAUUUUGACUUCAAAACUGACCUUUUUUUGUAUUUUAGAUUUUCAUAAAGUUCAGUAUUUUAAAAUCUAAAACAGAGGUAUUUAAGUUCUUGCAUACUUAAUUUCCUUAAACUUUAAACAGGUCAUAUUUUAAAUAAACACAGUAUUUAGCCUUGUGCCUUAUUUUGCAGAAAUUCAACAUAGAGACCCAUUUCUCAAGACUUGAGAAAUCCUCUUAUUUUCUCACUGUGAAAUAGGUGAAAAUACAGGAUAGAACAGAGCUUUGCCUCAUUCCCAAUUUCCUGUACUGAUAAUGCCAAAGAGUAGUUCCAAUAUAACUUUUGACAGAAGAAAAACAUUGGAAGGAUCGUCCUUAUACUCUGUGACCACAGUCUGGCAGAUGUUUUUCUCUCAAGUUAAAUUUGACUCAGUUUUGAACAGAACUGGACAAUGUAUUUCUACAAAUGUUGCUGAACAAGCAACUGCAAGUUACCCUUCCUAACUGGUUAUGUUAGCAUGCAUUGCUAAAAACUAAUGUUCAACAUCAGACAACCAUAUAUUGCCUGGGCCUAUUUUAAAGGAUAAAUUUAAAUGGAGAUAACAAUAACAAAUUUCUUCUUAAGCUGUUGGUUAGGUUUUUUUGUGUAUUAUGGUUAUCUGUUCAAAAAGCAAUUAAGAACUUCUGAUUGAUGGUACCACAACUUAAGUCUUAUUUUAAAAUCAGGUUUAAAAUAUAUAGCGCUGCAGUAGUGUCCUUGGCAGUUUUGUUUAACUUAUACUUGAAAGCAGAUGAUUGCCAAUUAUUUAAAACUGCUUUCACUUUCUUCAACAGCAGCAACAGGUUAUGUGCUAUUAAGUUGUUUGUAAAACAUAUUUUGUAAAGACCCCACAGAAUCGUUAAUGAAACCAUGAUUUGUAUUACUUUUGUAUAAAUGAGGGAUAUGUUUUAUGACUAUACUUUUGAAAUAUGUGUAUCUUCUGCAAUUUUCUAGGAAAGAAGAGAAUCUACUACUUUGUAAAUUCGCUCCACCCCUUUUUUGUCCAUGUUUGGCAAUAAAUUAUUUCUAAAGAAAGUCUUCAAAUGUAUCAUUUAAAAUGGUUUGAUUACUAAAAGAUGAAAGCUUCAUUUAGUUGUACAUUGCUCUCUGUAUAUAAUUUGCAAGUGUUCAAGCCAUUAAUACUGCCUUGUGUAAAUUACUGACAGUAAAUAAACAAUAUACAUCCUCAUGAAGCUUG
This is a messenger RNA of Notechis scutatus (mainland tiger snake), 5015 nucleotides long. It is a transcript of the gene GNA13, whose product is annotated as G protein subunit alpha 13. The record is from RefSeq and is a predicted model, not a curated record. Gene Ontology annotation, molecular function: D5 dopamine receptor binding; GTPase activity; G-protein beta/gamma-subunit complex binding. Gene Ontology annotation, biological process: Rho protein signal transduction; adenylate cyclase-activating G protein-coupled receptor signaling pathway. Lineage: Eukaryota; Metazoa; Chordata; Lepidosauria; Squamata; Elapidae. Gene Ontology annotation, cellular component: brush border membrane; cytoplasm; heterotrimeric G-protein complex.